This is a messenger RNA of Pseudocercospora fijiensis CIRAD86, 318 nucleotides long. RefSeq lists its product as uncharacterized. The transcript has a single exon. NCBI's taxonomy places the organism in Eukaryota, Fungi, Ascomycota, Dothideomycetes, Mycosphaerellales, Mycosphaerellaceae. The record is from RefSeq and is a predicted model, not a curated record. Bases 1 to 318 code for a protein of 105 amino acids.
AUGGCAGGCAAUUUCCAUGGUAGUUCCAGAAAUGUUUACUUAGACGGUCGCAGCACGCUGGUAGCCGAAUGUGCCGACGUCAAUGGCCAUCACCAUCGCACUGCUAUCGAUCUGAACGACUGCCUUACCAACACCAAUGGCUCCUUGCAUUGGGCUCGCGGAGGAAACUUUGCUGCAUCUGCACGACAUAUUCAACUGUUCGACAACGGCAAUGGCCUGGAAGCAGAAUUGGGAGACGGACGCGGCGGCUGGAAACAUAACCGCAUCAACCUCAAUGAGAGGAUAUCCAAUGACAAUGGUCGUCUUGUCAUGCUCUGA